Molecule: messenger RNA, 3609 nt
Organism: Pelobates fuscus (common spadefoot toad)
Lineage: Eukaryota; Metazoa; Chordata; Amphibia; Anura; Pelobatidae
Product: polyubiquitin-C-like
Exons: 2
Coding region: 79-3504 (1141 amino acids)
Biological process (GO): protein ubiquitination; modification-dependent protein catabolic process
Cellular component (GO): nucleus; cytoplasm
Molecular function (GO): ubiquitin protein ligase binding; protein tag activity; RNA binding
Source: RefSeq, a predicted model, not a curated record
GCGUAAACCUAGAGUACAGCAGCCAUAUCGAGUCGAGUUUUGGUUCCUCGUUUUAUUGUUUCUUGAUACGAGGACAAUAUGCAGAUCUUCGUUAAAACCCUCACUGGCAAGACCAUCACACUAGAAGUAGAGCCAAGUGACACAAUAGAGAAUGUCAAAGCAAAGAUCCAAGACAAAGAAGGCAUUCCUCCAGACCAGCAGAGAUUGAUCUUUGCAGGCAAGCAGCUUGAAGAUGGUCGCACUCUUUCUGACUACAAUAUCCAGAAAGAAUCCACACUGCACUUGGUCCUUCGUCUAAGAGGUGGUAUGCAGAUAUUUGUAAAAACCCUCACUGGCAAGACCAUUACACUAGAAGUAGAGCCAAGUGACACAAUAGAGAAUGUCAAAGCAAAGAUCCAAGACAAAGAAGGCAUUCCUCCAGACCAGCAGAGAUUGAUCUUUGCAGGCAAGCAGCUUGAAGAUGGUCGCACUCUUUCUGACUACAAUAUCCAGAAAGAAUCCACACUGCACUUGGUCCUUCGUCUGAGAGGUGGUAUGCAGAUCUUCGUAAAAACCCUCACUGGCAAGACAAUCACACUAGAAGUAGAGCCAAGUGACACAAUAGAGAAUGUCAAAGCAAAGAUCCAAGACAAAGAAGGCAUUCCUCCAGACCAGCAGAGAUUGAUCUUUGCAGGCAAGCAGCUUGAAGAUGGUCGCACUCUUUCUGACUACAAUAUUCAGAAGGAAUCCACACUGCACUUGGUCCUUCGUCUAAGAGGUGGUAUGCAGAUAUUUGUAAAAACCCUCACUGGCAAGACCAUUACACUAGAAGUAGAGCCAAGUGACACAAUAGAGAAUGUCAAAGCAAAGAUCCAAGACAAAGAAGGCAUUCCUCCAGACCAGCAGAGAUUGAUCUUUGCAGGCAAGCAGCUUGAAGAUGGUCGCACUCUUUCUGACUACAAUAUCCAGAAAGAAUCCACACUGCACUUGGUCCUUCGUCUGAGAGGUGGUAUGCAGAUCUUCGUAAAAACCCUCACUGGCAAGACAAUCACACUAGAAGUAGAGCCAAGUGACACAAUAGAGAAUGUCAAAGCAAAGAUCCAAGACAAAGAAGGCAUUCCUCCAGACCAGCAGAGAUUGAUCUUUGCAGGCAAGCAGCUUGAAGAUGGUCGCACUCUUUCUGACUACAAUAUUCAGAAGGAAUCCACACUGCACUUGGUCCUUCGUCUAAGAGGUGGUAUGCAGAUAUUUGUAAAAACCCUCACUGGCAAGACCAUUACACUAGAAGUAGAGCCAAGUGACACAAUAGAGAAUGUCAAAGCAAAGAUCCAAGACAAAGAAGGCAUUCCUCCAGACCAGCAGAGAUUGAUCUUUGCAGGCAAGCAGCUUGAAGAUGGUCGCACUCUUUCUGACUACAAUAUUCAGAAGGAAUCCACACUGCACUUGGUCCUUCGUCUAAGAGGUGGUAUGCAGAUAUUUGUAAAAACCCUCACUGGCAAGACCAUCACACUAGAAGUAGAGCCAAGUGACACAAUAGAGAAUGUCAAAGCAAAGAUCCAAGACAAAGAAGGCAUUCCUCCAGACCAGCAGAGAUUGAUCUUUGCAGGCAAGCAGCUUGAAGAUGGUCGCACUCUUUCUGACUACAAUAUCCAGAAAGAAUCCACACUGCACUUGGUCCUUCGUCUGAGAGGUGGUAUGCAGAUCUUCGUAAAAACCCUCACUGGCAAGACCAUCACACUAGAAGUAGAGCCAAGUGACACAAUAGAGAAUGUCAAAGCAAAGAUCCAAGACAAAGAAGGCAUUCCUCCAGACCAGCAGAGAUUGAUCUUUGCAGGCAAGCAGCUUGAAGAUGGUCGCACUCUUUCUGACUACAAUAUUCAGAAGGAAUCCACACUGCACUUGGUCCUUCGUCUAAGAGGUGGUAUGCAGAUAUUUGUAAAAACCCUCACUGGCAAGACCAUCACACUAGAAGUAGAGCCAAGUGACACAAUAGAGAAUGUCAAAGCAAAGAUCCAAGACAAAGAAGGCAUUCCUCCAGACCAGCAGAGAUUGAUCUUUGCAGGCAAGCAGCUUGAAGAUGGUCGCACUCUUUCUGACUACAAUAUCCAGAAAGAAUCCACACUGCACUUGGUCCUUCGUCUGAGAGGUGGUAUGCAGAUCUUCGUAAAAACACUCACUGGCAAGACCAUCACACUAGAAGUAGAGCCAAGUGACACAAUAGAGAAUGUCAAAGCAAAGAUCCAAGACAAAGAAGGCAUUCCUCCAGACCAGCAGAGAUUGAUCUUUGCAGGCAAGCAGCUUGAAGAUGGUCGCACUCUUUCUGACUACAAUAUUCAGAAGGAAUCCACACUGCACUUGGUCCUUCGUCUAAGAGGUGGUAUGCAGAUAUUUGUAAAAACCCUCACUGGCAAGACCAUCACACUAGAAGUAGAGCCAAGUGACACAAUAGAGAAUGUCAAAGCAAAGAUCCAAGACAAAGAAGGCAUUCCUCCAGACCAGCAGAGAUUGAUCUUUGCAGGCAAGCAGCUUGAAGAUGGUCGCACUCUUUCUGACUACAAUAUCCAGAAAGAAUCCACACUGCACUUGGUCCUUCGUCUGAGAGGUGGUAUGCAGAUCUUCGUAAAAACACUCACUGGCAAGACCAUCACACUAGAAGUAGAGCCAAGUGACACAAUAGAGAAUGUCAAAGCAAAGAUCCAAGACAAAGAAGGCAUUCCUCCAGACCAGCAGAGAUUGAUCUUUGCAGGCAAGCAGCUUGAAGAUGGUCGCACUCUUUCUGACUACAAUAUCCAGAAAGAAUCCACACUGCACUUGGUCCUUCGUCUGAGAGGUGGUAUGCAGAUCUUCGUAAAAACCCUCACUGGCAAGACCAUCACACUAGAAGUAGAGCCAAGUGACACAAUAGAGAAUGUCAAAGCAAAGAUCCAAGACAAAGAAGGCAUUCCUCCAGACCAGCAGAGAUUGAUCUUUGCAGGCAAGCAGCUGGAAGAUGGUCGCACUCUUUCUGACUACAAUAUUCAGAAAGAAUCCACACUGCACUUGGUCCUUCGUCUAAGAGGUGGUAUGCAGAUAUUUGUAAAAACCCUCACUGGCAAGACCAUCACACUAGAAGUAGAGCCAAGUGACACAAUAGAGAAUGUCAAAGCAAAGAUCCAAGACAAAGAAGGCAUUCCUCCAGACCAGCAGAGAUUGAUCUUUGCAGGCAAGCAGCUGGAAGAUGGUCGCACUCUUUCUGACUACAAUAUUCAGAAGGAAUCCACACUGCACUUGGUCCUUCGUCUAAGAGGUGGUAUGCAGAUAUUUGUAAAAACCCUCACUGGCAAGACCAUCACACUAGAAGUAGAGCCAAGUGACACAAUAGAGAAUGUCAAAGCAAAGAUCCAAGACAAAGAAGGCAUUCCUCCAGACCAGCAGAGAUUGAUCUUUGCAGGCAAGCAGCUGGAAGAUGGUCGCACUCUUUCUGACUACAAUAUUCAGAAAGAAUCCACACUGCACUUGGUCCUUCGUCUGAGGGGUGGUUGUUGAGCACAUAAUGACUUUUUUCAUGUUGAUGGAAAUGUUUGUUGCAUUCUCUUCACUGAUGACCCAAUUGAAAAAUGUGUUUGUCAAAUAAACGUUUCUUGCAUAUAA